AUGUCGACUAGAUCUCGGUGCACAGUUCAUCGUUGUAAACAGCUUAUUUCUUCUUUCUCAAACACGUUUAUGUCAAUGGCGACAGAAGCGAAUAAAAAAUCUAAUAAAGAUUGGUGGCAUCACUCUGUUGUAUAUCAAAUUUAUCCGCGUUCAUUCUAUGAUUCUAACGGGGAUGGUAUCGGUGAUAUUCCAGGUAUCACAAUGAAAUUAGAUUAUUUGAAGAAAUUAGGUGCUGAUAUCAUUUGGUUAAGUCCUAUUUAUGAUUCACCUAAUUAUGACAAUGGGUAUGAUAUUCGAGAUUAUCAACGAAUUAUGACUGAAUUCGGCACAAUGAAAGACUUUGACGUCUUGCUGAGAGAAAUGAAGAAACGUGAAUUAAAAUUAGUUAUGGAUUUAGUUGUUAAUCACACUAGUGAUGAACAUCCAUGGUUUAUUGAGUCGAAGAAAGGCAAAGAUAAUCCAUACAGAGAUUUUUAUCAUUGGCAACCCGGAACGGACGGACAUCCGCCAAAUAAAUGGCGCGCUUGCUUUGGCGGAUCAUGCUGGACAUAUGAUAUUCUUACUGGUGAAUACUAUCUGCAUACGUUUACAGAAAAACAACCAGAUCUCAACUGGGAAAAUCCUCGAGUACGUGAAGAAGUCUAUAAAAUCAUGCGGUGGUGGCUAGAUAAAGGUGUUGAUGGAUUUCGCAUGGACGUUAUCAAUUUCAUAUCGAAAGUACCUGGCUAUCCUGAAGGUAGUUUCAUUGAUGACGGACAAUACACCGACGGCUCACGAUUCUUUAUCAACGGGCCAACUGUUCAUCAACAUCUGCAGGAAAUGCAUGAAAAAGUUUUGCAACAUUACAAUGUUGUUACUGUUGGCGAAUGUCCAGGCGCUCAUCUGAAAGAUGCUGAGUUAUUCAGUUCACCUGCACGAAAAGAAUUAAAUAUGAUCUUUACCUUUGAGCACAUGGAUUUAGACGGUGGCAAAUGGACGCCGAAAUUGCUCAAUUUAAGAGUUUUAAAACGAUUCUUUACUACAUGGCAACAAGGUCUCUACAAAAAAGGAUGGAAUAGUUUAUAUUGGAAUAAUCAUGAUCAACCGAGAAUCGUGUCACGAUGGGGAAAUGAUUCCGAGCCAUAUCGCGUUAUCUCCGCUAAGAUGUUGGCGACUUGCUUACAUUUUCUUUGCGGUACCCCGUAUAUUUAUCAAGGCGAAGAAAUUGGUAUGACUAACGUUCGUUUUCCGUCCUUAGCCGAUUAUCGAGAUAUCGAAACGACAAAUUUUCAUCGGGAUGCUGUUAAUCAAGGUCUACCUCUCGAUACUAUCAUGGCCGCUGUCUAUGCUAAAUCACGAGAUAAUGCGCGAACGCCUGUCCAGUGGUCUGGUCAAUUACCGCAUGGUGGUUUUAGUGAAGGAGCCGUGGAUGUAAGUCCAUGGAUCGGUGUGAAUCCUAAUUAUACAUAUAUCAACGUUGAACAAGCAUUGAGUGAUCCGCAAUCGAUAUUUUAUUAUUAUCAGAAGCUUGUUGAAUUACGUCGUCAAAUGCCCAUUAUUGUUCAUGGAAAAUAUGAUAUACUUCAUGAAGAGAAUACACAUAUAUUUAUGUACAAACGCUCGAACGAUAACGGGCAAGAAUUGAUUGUUGCAUGUAAUUUUAGUCAACAACCGAUUAAAAUUGAUGAUAACCAACUUUCUCAACGAUUACGAAAUCACAAACAAAUUUUAAUUAGUAAUUACGAACAAAAAGGAAAAGAAGAUUGGUUAGAUUUUCGUCCAUAUGAAGCAUGGGCACUUGAAACCGCUUAA
Messenger RNA from Adineta ricciae, 1791 nucleotides. Lineage: Eukaryota; Metazoa; Rotifera; Eurotatoria; Adinetida; Adinetidae. The record is from the annotation of a GenBank genome assembly.